GGGUUGUGUAGAAAUCUGUUGAAUGACUUUGCCACCAGGGGGCGUGGUCACGUCUGGCAAUCAUAGCAACAGCCUUCAUCCGGAUGACGGAUUUAAACAGAACAUCAAUCUGCUGCUGACUUGUGAUUGUACAUCCAACUAAAUUCUGAUAUUUACUUCGUCAGUUCUGAUCAUGAAGAAAACAGUAAUAUGAAUGGAACCCCCCUCCCCCCCGCUCCGUCUCCCCCCGCCUGUCUCUCACCUUUCUGUUCAUCUCUUCCCCCCUCUCCCCCCUCUCCCUCCGCCCCCCUUCCCUCUCUCCCCCCCUCUCCAUCAUAUCGCAGUUUCAUCCACCCGUGUGCUCCUCCAGCUUGUCGCUCAGCCUCGCUCCAGUAAAAGUGAGGUCAGUGAGACAGCUGUGUGUGCAGGUAGAAAAGCCAGCAGAGAUCAGAGGAAGGACUGGAACACAUCUGUGUAAAGAGAAUUAACACAGUGAGACGACAGGGAAUCUCGCUCCAAGCCAGGAUCCGAUCCCAUGAGGAGACGAUGUGGCAGCCUAAUGAGAGUCAGGACUGCAGUCCUAUAUGGCGAAUGUGUUAGAGCCCACGGUGUGCCCAUGGCAGUGACUGUACGGAACCAGUGCCUACUUCUUCCUGCCAGCUUUGUGGACUAGAUAUUAUCUACUUUCUUUUUCCACAAUUUCUCCUCAUCAUGAAGACCAAGUCAUAUGCUCUGUCUUCUGCGAACGUUGCCCUUCUGCUCUUUCCUUCUCUUCUUCUGCUAUUUUCAGCACCAGACCUUGUCUGUGGUGACUGCUGGCUCAUCGAGGGGGAUAAGGGCUACGUAUGGCUGGCCAUCUGCAGUCAGAACCAGCCGCCGUAUGAGACGAUCCCUCAGCACAUCAACAACACGGUGCACGAUUUACGUCUAAAUGAGAACAAGCUCAAGGCCAUCUUCUUCUCGUCACUGAGCCGCUUCACGAACCUGACAGACCUCAACCUGACCAAGAACGAGAUCUCAUACAUCGAGGACGGUGCCUUCGCUGGCCAGGCGAACCUUCAGGUGCUGCAGCUGGGCUACAACAAACUGACCAAUCUGACCGAGGGCAUGUUGCGAGGACUGGGACGUAUACAAUGCCUCUUCUUGCAGCACAAUCUCAUUGAGGUCAUUGCCACAAAUGCCUUCUGGGAAUGCCCCAGCCUCAGCAGUCUGGACUUGUCCUCUAACAAGCUGGCUCGAUUGGACUCGUCCACGUUCAGAGUGUUAGGAAGGCUGAUGGUGUGUGAGCUGGCAGGGAACCCGUUUCACUGUGGCUGUGAUCUAUACAGCUUCCUUGUUUGGUUGGAGGCCUUCAACAAUGUCACACACACCUACGAUCGAUUACAGUGUGAGACUCCACGGGAGCUUUUCGGCUAUCCUUUGCUAAGUCCCGUCGGAGGACCUGGUCGAAGUGCUCUCAACAUCCUUGCCUCCAUGUGCAGAGAUGGAGUGUUUAUCCCAGGGAUGACUUCAUUGCCACCGGAUUUGGAUUCCUCGGGCAUGGGGCCUGAUAUGUUUGAUCGUUUUCAGCCCACGACCUUGUCUUCCUCUGAGAACACAUUCAGUCCCAGUAUCACACUUCAACACGUGUCUCUUUCUUCAGCGUCCCUGCUCGUGCAGAUACCGCGGCCCUACAGCAAGAUGUACAUCUUAGUACAGUACAAUCAGAGCUUUGUUUCUGAUGUGAUGAACCUGAAAAACAAGAAGGAGCUCAUUACACUAAACAAGCUCCUACCAAACACCAACUACACUUUUUGUGUGGCCUCCAUACGCAACUCACAGCGUUUUAACCACACCUGUCUUCACUUUUCCACUCGGACUCCUACUACAGAUGACUUACUACCCACCCCAUCCACUACCACACAUUACAUUAUGACCAUUGUGGGCUGCCUGUUUGGGAUGCUGAUUGUUCUUGGCCUGGUUUAUUACUGUUUAAGGAGGCGUCGAAGGCAAGAAGAGAAAGAAAAAUCAAUUUGUGUAAAAAAGACCAUCCUAGAAAUGCGAUAUGGACCCGAGGUUGCAGCUUCGGCUGCCAGUGAUCCGUCAGCAGUGCAGAAGCUACAUGACCAGACCCACCACCAACAUCACCAUGGAAAGCUCUCCAUGUCCUCCUCUGGCUCAGGCAUGCUCGGUCAUGGCCCUGGUAAUACCAGUUCCUCGCGUCUCUCCACCAUUCCUCAAGUAGAGAAGCUGGCCACGGCCUUCUCUGAGGCAAUGGCAACCAAGAGCAACUACAUGGAUGUUAGGACCUCAGGAGCAGGAGACGAGAGAGGGCGAGAUGGAGUAAGGCAUGCUGUUAGAGCAGAAGACCUAAUGGAGGAAGAGGGUAGUGACCUGUUAGAUGACUCGGAUGGUGAAGAUUGUCGUGGGUCAGCAUCUGAGAUCUCUACUAUUGCAAUGGAAGUUGAUAAGGUUAACCAGAUCAUUAAUAACUGCAUUGAUGCUCUUAAACUCGACUCUGUAGCAGCUGCAGUGUCCUCUGCCACCACACUGAGUGGUAAUCCCACAUCACCACCACCUAGUAGCACUUCCUCCAUAACCAGAGGGCUAAUACCACUUCCCCCCGGUAUCAGCGAAGCCUGUCAGGUCCUGCAAUCCCCAAAAAUUCCUCCUCCACCUCCUCUGCCUCUUACAACUUCCCUUUCUGAAAGGCCAGGGAUUACAGGAGGCGGCUUUGUCUCGCCGCCAUAUCGUCCACCGCCACCAGCAACGGCAGUGAGACCUAUUCAGCGACAGAUGAGUGCAGAUGCAGCUGUGAUUGUCAGCUCUUCUAAGAAGCAUUGUGGUCCUGUUAGUGGAAAAGCUCGGGUGUACAGCCUGGAUGUGCCAGAACCACGUAGUCCUGAUCCCUGUCAGUAUCCUGAGAAGGGAAGCCCGAUCCGCUGUGGGAAACCUCUGGAUAAACUACCCUUGGUUGGUGGUGGUGUAGGUUGUAAAAUGGAUGGAGUCAAUGUGGAUGGUGUGAGACUUCAGCAGCACUUGGAGGUACAUCCAGACUUCCACUGUGCAGAGCAUCGUCAUUCGGUCCCUGCCCUUUAUUACGAGGGCUCCCAUGAUUCCCCUGCACAAAGAGCAUCUUUCCUCAAGCCCCUGUCACGUGCCAAGAGAGACGCUGGUUCUUAUUCUCAGCUAUCGCCCCACCAACAAAAUUACUCCGGGUACUCGUCCAGUCCGGAGUACUCCACAGAAAGCACACUGCGAAUCUGGGAGCGCUUCCGUCCAUACAGAAAGGGUCCACACGAGGAGUCCUGUUACAUUACAGCCGGAAAUGCACUGCGCAAGAAGGUCCAGUUUGCCAAGGGGGAGGACCUACAUGACAUCCUGGACUACUGGAAGGGUGUGUCAGCACAGCAAAAGCUAUGAAGCACUUCUGGAUCUAAAGGCUUUACAGUGCCUGAAUCAUUUCAAGAUCCUCUGCGGAGAUGUAGCCAGAAGGAUGGCUAGUGUGUACAAAGCAAGGUUGAGUAUGUCGGGGUCUGAGGACAAGUUGUACAGGAUGAGUCAUCAGAGAGCCAGAGGGAGGGAGAGAGAGAAUCACAAUACAGCCCACGUCUAUGGUUGCAUUCAUUUAGGUCUAAUUUUAAACCUGUAAGCUGAAGCCAAUGAUAACGUUAUUCCAUAGGGCAUCAUUUGUUGUAAAAUAAUUGUUUUUAUCACACGUUUGUCUGUGAAUCCGUUGUUUAUACUGAUCACAAGCCCUCAAAAGUCCUCCUUCAGCCACAGAAACCCUGUGCAUGUGUCCUGUCUCCCACAUAAUUCACUGGCAUUGCAUUCGUUUCUGAAUGUGUGUGUGUGUGUGUGUGUGUGUGUGUGUGUGUGUGUGUGUGUGUGUGUGUGUGUUCAGAGGCUGCGCUGAUUUUAUAUAAAGCUGCCAAAACCAGACUUUUUCAUCUUUGUUCCAGAGCUGCCACAUUUACAUUUCAAUAGAGUCAAAAAAGAUAGAUAAGAAAGGAAGAGGACAAAAUAUGAAAAAUAAUCCAGUAGAAACACUCGAGAUGUUCAGCAGUGUCAGGAUCUUUAGCUACAUGAACACAAUGACAUUUAAAUUAAAGUAAAGUCAGGCAGCUCAGGUCCGGACCACUGCAACGCCGUCGUACAGGACUACAGGUCUGAGACCAAAACAGAACCACAUACAAAUACAAAACUCCCCAAUAUUCUAUAAAGUGCAAGCUUAACUGCCCAAAUACGCCGAUUGCCCCUCUGUUCCCAGCCAUUAUUUAAUUAACAUCUAGUUUGAUUAGGUUAAUUGAUUAAUAAUUAACCAAUGUUAUUUUGUGUAGUGGGAGUUAUGACUAUUAAUCUGACUAAUAACCUAAAGGUGAUUCUACCAUAAGCCAAAACAUUAGGUGAGUGACACAGAAAGAUUGCUGAAGGUGUAUCAGCAGCGUGAUGUACGUCAUCAUCCUCAGAGAUGAUGAUUUUGAUAUAUAAUAAUUUUGUGAUGUCCUCAAACCACCUAGAUGAUGAGAACCGUAACAACAAUGAAAUAUAUGAUACAUGUAAUAAACUAGCAGAGUUUCUAAUAAAGAAGUCCUUAGAUGUAGGAUGAAAUCAGUAAGAGCCGUAAGUUGUUUAUGUUCUCCGUAGAAAUCUCUGAUUAUUAACAGAUCCAUCAGUGAGAUGCCUUCACAAACUUCUUCCCAUCGCCUUUAUCCAGCACUUCUUUCAUGUACAGUGUUCAUUAGUUUGGUUUGGUGUUGCACCAUGAGCAUGAGAUCUUACCCUGAAUUCACAUCAGACAACAGGAGCGUAAUCAAAAAGCCAGGAAGGAGGAAGAGCGAAAGCUGCACAGCUGUAUUUACAACACAGCUCAUUGGACAUGAAGAUUAGAUUAACUGUGACCAGACACAGUAAAAAUAACCAAGUCACCUCAGAGCUUCAGAAUAAGGGUGUGAUACGAGUGGAAAAGAAUUCUAGGCGUUAUAUAAAAUGUGUGUGUUGUCGUACACACGUCCGGUGUGAGUCGUCCUUCACACUAGUGUAAAUACAGCACAUUUAUUUAAAUCAGCUAAUUAUAUCUCACUCUCUCUUUCUGGAGUUCAGCAGUCGCUGGUGUGUGAUUUAGGAUUCAGAGCUGGAAGUAAAAGUUGGCUCUUACACACGAGGCGUUGUCAUUAGUGUCCUGUAAAGGUUGACACCUGAAGGAGGAGCGAGCAUCGUGGUCGUGACGAGAGCCGUGUGUGUGUGUGUGUGUGUGUGUGUGUGUGUGUGUGUGUGUGUGUGUG
This is a messenger RNA of Tachysurus fulvidraco (yellow catfish), 5243 nucleotides long. Its product is annotated as protein phosphatase 1 regulatory subunit 29. Gene Ontology annotation, cellular component: plasma membrane. Bases 691 to 3381 code for a protein of 896 amino acids. The record is from RefSeq and is a predicted model, not a curated record. NCBI's taxonomy places the organism in Eukaryota, Metazoa, Chordata, Actinopteri, Siluriformes, Bagridae. Gene Ontology annotation, molecular function: protein binding. The transcript has 3 exons.